Chelonia mydas (Green sea turtle) is the source of this 1557-nucleotide messenger RNA. RefSeq lists its product as uncharacterized. The transcript is spliced from 5 exons. NCBI's taxonomy places the organism in Eukaryota, Metazoa, Chordata, Testudines, Cheloniidae. The record is from RefSeq and is a predicted model, not a curated record. Bases 194 to 784 code for a protein of 196 amino acids.
UUACAGCUAGGUCACAGAAUGCACUUGUUGAACCUAUUCUGUAGUCCCAAAAUUUUAAACCAGAGCCUUUUAGAAAUGGACUAGUGCGGGGCGGGUUAUUUGAAAAACUCUAACCAAUGAGCAUUUGGCCAUGUGUAUAAAGCCACAUAUUUUGGGAGCAGGGCUUUAAAACUGGGAGCCUAGACACAAAGACAUGUCCAUGUACAAGACACCUACAGAAGCCAAGAAGCCGGAAUUGCCCCUGGGUGCACCAGUUCGUGUUCAGAAGAGAAGACCCUUUUACGCUUAUUUUGCUAAUGAGGCGGGACCAUUACUGAACCCCGUAUUUCAUCCUGAAAUUGAACCUAAGAAACAGGAAGACUUUAUGGAGCCACAACCAUUUGUAAAAGAAAAAAAGGAUAAAGUGCGAAAAAAUUUGUUGUCGGCUUUGGAGGAAGCCGACUCGAAGGCAGAGGUAGGAAUGGAAGAAGAACCUGUAUACGAGGACAUGGCAACUGAGGGACCGUUGGAGGAUAGUGAUGUCGAAAACCAACCGAUAAACCCCAAAUCACGGAAAGACGGCGACGUUGUUACUGGCAAAGCAACAGAAGUGCAUGAUGAGAUUGCUGAAACGAUGACCGACGGAGCCCCCGCCUGUGGUGAUUCAGAAACAAACGACACAGCCUGGGGGUGCAGCGAGUGGUUGUCAAAUGUAGACCCAAAAGAACAUGAUGAGGAAGGUGCCAUGGGUCCGACGAUGCGUCUGCCGGGGAUGAUGAUUCAGAAUCAGACGAGGGUAGAUUGAGACAUCUUCAGAGGAUGAAGAGGAUAAAGAGAGGUGGCCCUUGAGAAGAAUAACCAUGAUAUGCACCUGUUGUUUUUGCAUGAAGCAAGAUUGUAAAAAAAAGUCUGUAAAAAGUAAGGAGGGUGACCAGCAGAGCUGCGAAGAUGAUGUUAUGGCCGAUAUUAUUAGGGCCGUUGUAGUAAAAACCAUUUACCACUGCUUGCAAAAACAACUUCUGGAAAACUGUGCAGCCUGCGUGGUAGGCGAGCCCAACUCAUUUAGUCACCCUUGUAUCUUUUGGGGUCGCUCAGAAGUAUUUCACCAGAUUAGACAUAUUUCUUCCAAACUGAAUGUGACCCAGCUUCUAAAUGUAAUUAUAGCUGAAGGCUACGAACUGAAAAAGCUUAACAUGACCACUGAAACUGUAACUGAAGUUGUUAAAAUGAUCAGGGAGGUUGGAGAGACAUCUGACCCGGUGGUCUUGCUGGUAGACCUGUCAAACGAGGUGGCAGCCAAAAUUGGCCGAUCAGUGUGUAGCAGGAUUCGUAAAAUGGAUUGUAAAACUUUUUACAUGCCAGCUCCUCACCCUAAAGGUUAAAAAAAAAUAGUGAUUAAGAUGUAUUGUAAAAUUAAAAAAAAGUUUGUAUAACCAUUUUCUAUAUUACUUUCCUUAUGCAUUAAAUAAAUGUGUAUAGUCGUACCGUAUAUUACUUUGCUGCUGCAUUAAAAGCUUGUCUUUUUUUUUAAAGUAAAAUGUGUAUAGCCUCUUCUGUAUUAAAUAAAAACAAAAGCAA